This is a messenger RNA of Ornithodoros turicata, 2109 nucleotides long. It is a transcript of the gene Galphas, whose product is annotated as guanine nucleotide-binding protein G(s) subunit alpha. Gene Ontology annotation, molecular function: G protein-coupled receptor binding; GTPase activity; G-protein beta/gamma-subunit complex binding. Gene Ontology annotation, cellular component: heterotrimeric G-protein complex. The record is from RefSeq and is a predicted model, not a curated record. NCBI's taxonomy places the organism in Eukaryota, Metazoa, Arthropoda, Arachnida, Ixodida, Argasidae. Gene Ontology annotation, biological process: sensory perception of chemical stimulus; adenylate cyclase-activating dopamine receptor signaling pathway. Bases 248 to 1426 code for a protein of 392 amino acids. The transcript has 11 exons.
CAGCUACCCAUAAUCCCACACGCAGUCCCACCCAUCCUCCGCAAGCGACUGCUAAGGUGGAUGAGCACCCAUGUGUGUUUCAGAAGAUGAUCAGCCCUUUCUUCGGUGGUGACUAAACUGUAUCGCUUGGAUGGAAAACUACUCCGCAAUGUACCUGGAAUAACUUCGCUGCCCGUGUUUCGCGUCCUGUUGUGUGAGAAUCUUCUGAAUCCGCGGCGAAGUGCAAGACAUUCUUAGGCCUAAUGUCAUGGGCUGUUUUGGAGGCUCGAGCUCGAAGAGCGACGCCGAAGAGGAUAAACGUCGAAAAGAAGCCAAUAAGAAAAUCGAGAAACAGAUUCAAAAGGACAAACAGAUUUAUAGAGCGACACACCGGCUGUUAUUACUAGGUGCUGGUGAAUCUGGAAAAAGUACGAUAGUGAAACAGAUGAGAAUACUCCAUGUGAAUGGUUUUAGUGAGGAAGAAAAGAAACAAAAAAUAGAAGAUAUUAAAAAGAAUAUUCGAGAUGCAAUCCUGACUAUCACAGGUGCCAUGAGCACACUGGUGCCACCAGUGCAACUGGAGAAGGCUGAGAACCAGUGGCGGGUGGACUACAUCCAGGAUGUUGCCAGCUCACCUGACUUUGAUUACCCUGCUGAAUUCUACGAACACACAGAGAUUUUGUGGAAGGAUAGGGGGGUGCAGGGGGCCUUUGAACGCUCAAAUGAGUACCAGCUUAUUGACUGUGCAAAAUAUUUCCUGGAUCGGGUGGCCACAAUAAAGCAACCAGACUAUACGCCAAAUGAGCAGGAUAUCCUCCGGUGUCGUGUCCUAACCUCAGGAAUCUUUGAGACAAAGUUUCAAGUGGACAAGGUGAACUUCCACAUGUUUGACGUUGGCGGGCAACGGGACGAGCGCCGCAAGUGGAUCCAGUGCUUCAAUGAUGUGACAGCCAUCAUCUUUGUGACGGCGUGCAGCAGCUACAACAUGGUGCUCCGUGAGGACCCCAACCAGAACCGCCUACGGGAGUCCCUCGACCUCUUCAAGAGCAUCUGGAACAACAGGUGGUUACGGACAAUAUCUGUAAUCCUGUUCCUCAACAAGCAGGAUCUGCUAGCAGAGAAAAUUAAAGCUUGCAAAUCUAGGUUAGAAGAGUAUUUCCCAGAGUUUACACAUUAUCAGACCCCUUCUGAUGAGCCGCGGUUAAAUCCAUUUCAACCCGGAACUCCACACACCGUCAUAGAGACAGGAGAGGAUCCAGAAGUCAUACGAGCAAAGUACUUCAUCAGAGACGAAUUUCUGCGCAUCAGUACGGCAAGUGGUGAUGGCAAGCAUUACUGCUACCCUCACUUCACCUGUGCCGUGGACACAGAAAACAUCCGCCGCGUUUUCAACGACUGCCGAGACAUCAUUCAGAGGAUGCACCUGCGCCAGUAUGAGCUGUUGUGAUGUGCGCCUUACCCCUCCCCUCCUCCACACCAUCUCUUUUCCCUCUUCCAUGUGCAUGGUUCAUGUUUGCUUUUCCUUCCCCUUUAUUUAAAGAUGAGGAUCCCAGAGAGUUUGCAAAGAUUGUGUCUUUUGGAGAGAGUCUGCCUUCUCUCCCUCCCUUGCUUUUCUCAUUCUGGUAGGCCUCUAACCAGCCCUAGUCCCUCACCUUCUGUCCGUCCUCAAUGGGGAAAAGAAAUGAAAGAAGCCUGCUUCUUGUGACUUUUUCUUUGCUUUCAUGGAGGUUGCCUCAUUUUAGUUCUCUAUGUUGGAACAUCGUCACAGUGGACAUAUGUGUGCUGCCAUCAUGCACUGGCACCAGAGUCUUUUGAGGAACCUUCCUGUUGCAAACAAAAAAGGAAACUAUCUCGCCCUCUCUCUUUCUCUCUUUUUUGUCCUCUACAUGUAUUUUUUUUUUCCUACCUUUCCUUCACUGAGCCCAGGCAAAGAGCAAGAACGGCAAUACUACUUGCGUCUGCUGCUGUGGGAGCCACUCCUAAGUGUGUGCAUGCGUGUGUCGUGGAACUCGCUUAUGCAUAUCUAGUUUUCUUCCACUGUGGAUUUUGGUUGUCUCAUCUGAUUUACUUUUUUAUAUUGUCUGCUCAUUGCGAUAGCGAGGAAAAAAAAAAUAAAAUUUCUAUCCACGA